Carassius auratus (goldfish) is the source of this 4245-nucleotide messenger RNA. Its product is annotated as receptor expression-enhancing protein 1-like. The record is from RefSeq and is a predicted model, not a curated record. The coding region runs from base 1100 to 2047 and encodes 315 amino acids. Gene Ontology annotation, biological process: endoplasmic reticulum tubular network organization. Lineage: Eukaryota; Metazoa; Chordata; Actinopteri; Cypriniformes; Cyprinidae. The transcript is spliced from 8 exons. Gene Ontology annotation, molecular function: microtubule binding. Gene Ontology annotation, cellular component: cytoplasmic microtubule; endoplasmic reticulum membrane; endoplasmic reticulum tubular network.
AUUACCGUCUCCAGCCGAGAGAGGGCGCUGUAUGUCUUCAGUGUAGACUACAGGAGCACUGAGCAGCAUAGAGAGGUGUUCUGUCGAUUUGUCCUACUCUGUCAGAUUUUGCUCUCUCUCAUUGAAACAGUGGGUAGUACAAUUUGAUGACAAAAAAUGCUGUAAAGUUAUGGUCUACACCUACCACAACCCUAGACCUACCCUUACAGUAAUGCAAAUACAGCAAUUGUAUGUUAUAUUUACAGUUGUAGCUAGAAGGGAUACAGCUACAGGAAUCCAACAAUAAAAAAAAUCGACCUAUUAGGUUACAUACCCCAACCCUAAACGUAAACUUAAAGUAAUCCAGAUAUAUUAAAUAUUGUUGUUCAGCAUGAGAAAAAGGAUGCAAUAAUUAUUGGCGCAUCUGCAGUAAACAUGGGUAGGAAAAUCUGAUGGGUUGGAUAAAAUGUCAGGACACCGGCAGCAACAGCAAGAAUAAAAAGUACGCCAUCUUUCUUUGUGUGAAAAUUUGGGCGGCUAUGCAAAUCUUCCCACAUAGUGAUGUAGAGAUGUGGGGGGCGUGGACGAGCCUUAACUUUUAAAAAGCAUAUCUUUUUGCAAUUUUACAGAUCUUCUUUAUGCACCAAGAGCUUGUAACACUCCAAAGAGAAAGGAAAAAAUUAAAUCGCAUUAUAUGACCCCUAAGUGAGUUUAGAGUAUUAUAACCUCAGAUUUGGUAGAUGUUAGUAUGAUUCAGCCGGAAUGCUUUUGCAGCUUGUUGUCAGAAGACUAUUUAAAAGAGUUCAUUUUUGUCUGUACAGUUUUGGUGUCAGGCAGAAAUCGAGUCCUAAUGUUACACACCAGCAUUUGAGGCACGUGAAAAUGCUGUGUGGAUAGGCUAGGCAGCUCGCUAGGCUGCCUAUCCAACCCAUCCAAUUACUUAUUGGCUAGUACAUUAUUUUUGUCCGUUAUGUUUAUUCUUUUUGUCCUUUAUCUAUAAACCCCUCACGUUCAUAUCAGAGCGCCUGCGCGGACGCGUCUGUCCUGUCCAGCGAUAAAUGCCGACUCCAGUCUCGAAGGAAACUCCUCCCUGUCGACAACACGCCGCUCUCAAAGCGCAAUGGUCUCCUGGAUUAUUUCUAGGCUUGUGGUGCUCAUAUUUGGUACCCUUUACCCAGCAUACUCCUCUUAUAAAGCUGUUAAAUCAAAAGAUGUGAGAGAAUAUGUGAAAUGGAUGAUGUACUGGAUAAUAUUUGCACUUUUUACUUCAGUUGAAGUGGUUACUGAUAUCUUUUUGUGCUGGCUUCCAUUCUACUAUGAACUCAAAAUCGCCUUUGUGGUUUGGUUACUUUCUCCAUACACAAAAGGAUCCAGUGUGUUGUAUAGAAAAUUCGUCCACCCUACACUGUCCUCUAAGGAGAAGGACAUCGAUGAAUACCUUUGCCAAGCAAAAGAUAAAAGCUACGACACCCUGAUGCAGUUUGGAAGGAAAGGCCUGAAUGUGGCGGCAACAGCUGCUGUAACUGCUGCCACUAAGGGCCAAGGCGUUCUCUCCGAGCGACUCCGCAGUUUCAGCAUGCAGGACCUGUCAGACCUGUCAUCAUUCCAGGAAGAGGGCCAGGCAAAGAAUGCAAGUUCUGUAACUACUCAACCUGCAGCCGCACAGCACAGAACACACACUAUGAUGCGCAGCAAAUCAGAGGCUGGUUACAGCAAGGGCCAUGAUGUUGACAUGACCGAAUAUGAGAUGUUGAACUUGGAGCAGUAUGACCCCAUUGAGCCUCCCGAUCCGCUGACACCCGCACCCAUCCAGAACCCAACUCAGCCCACUCUGCCUCAGCCUGAGCCCACGAAUCCCCUGCUUUCCCUUCCUGAGUCCUUCCAAGAUAAAUCCACAUCCCAACCCAUAGCCUCAGAGGAGCAUGAGGAGAAGGAGGAAUUUGCCUCAUCUGCUUCAGUCCAAGUCAGAUUUAAGAGGCAUGCCCCUGAGCCUCCUCCUAGGACCCUAAGACCCGUCACCCGAUCCAGAUCAAAGAACGCCCUCUCUUUGGACACUGAAGCCAUGUGACUGUGCAUAUACUCCAAGAGCGCUUUAGCUGUCUUACCUGCAACAUGAGAAGACGCAACGAGGGAAGGCAGAGAAAAAAAAAAGGAAUGCAGCCAAAAUGUUCAAAUAUUCAAAAGCAGCCUUGCUCUAUGAUGAGGUAACCAAAGCAAUGCGCAACCUUUCGCUUCUGAUCUUUGACACUCAAGAGGGAGGGUAUUAAUUUAGGUAACACUUUCACUUGCAUACUACUGCUCUGAGACACUUUGGGGGUUAUUAAACUUGUUUUAUAUAUAUUUAUGGUAUGUUCGAGUGUCGACUGUUUGAUUUCUUGGUAUGAUUUUGGGAGAAACAAACACAUGCAUGUCCCUCUGAUCUCGUGUCUCCAGUCACCCAACCAUAAUCACUGCACACAGUCAUAAUAGUUACUGUUUAUGAACAUAUUUUAUUUUUAAUGGGACUGUGCUCAUUUUGGGUUGCCCAAAGCCCCCUCAAUGACUACUGAGUAGCAAGGUGUUUCAGAAUCAGCCUUUCUUAGAACAGAAAAAUACUGCACUGAUGUGGUAGGUGUGUUUGACUGCAAACAUAACAUUUAUUUCAUGAAUUAUGUAUCAAAAAUUGCAAGGGUUCAUCUGCGGAGAGGGACUUUUUACUACAAGCUUGUAGUUGAACCAAAUAUAGGUAUUGAUCACAAUACCCAAUGUGAAUUGUGAUUUAAAAUAGAUGGACAAAGUGCAAUGUAUUUUACAAUUCUUGUAACCUUUCAGUAGUUCAGCCAUAAACUUAAACUAUUGUGCUGUAACUUCAUAUAUACACAUAAAGUUAAUCAAUAACCAAUAACAAGUUAAUGUUGCUAAAAAUACACAAAAAACUUUCUAAACAGAAAGAGGCAAUUAAGUUGAUUCUUACUUUACCUCAUUAAUCAUUAGGUAUGUUUUAUCAUUUCAAAACUCAGCACUGACUGAUCAACAUGGGAUUUCAUGUAUUCUGAAGCUGAACAUUUUCUGUUAUUUCUUAGUUGGCUUCUUAAACCUUUGUUUACAGUUGUUUGAUGUUGCGUGUAUUCACAUUGACGAGUUGAAUGUGUCUCACAUUUUUGGCCUCCACUUUCUGAACGUCUUCAGUAUUAAAGUACCUUAUCAGAGUUAAGCGGGCAUUAGUGGUGAUUUGGCACAACACAAAGCGGCUUUUUCAGUCAGUGUAGUCGUUUUACUUUUGUAGCAUUCACAGAUUUAGUCAUGAGGAGAAACAAAUGUCUGAAAACAUAUUAGCAUGUAUCACUAAGAAACUUAUAAUUUCUGAUCACAGUCAAGAUUGUUGGAUUAACUUGAAAAUGCAGUGCAUCAACUAUCAAACACAUAGCAAACACAACUGGAUCUUAGAGCACUGUAUAUUUAGAAAGCUUUCCACAAAGUGUUUAAUACUGUGACAAUACGAUGACAAUCCUAGUCUCAUAAACACGCUUUGACUUGUUGUAUUUGUGAUCUUGUAGCUGUUCAAAUGAUUAUAUCAAAACUUCAUGGACAAAAUAGCAGGCUCAGGAACAGUUUUUGUCAUUUUAUCACAAAUGUAUUUCAACGUGAACAUAUCUUCAAUGUGAACUAAAAAAAGUCAUUGGAAUUGUGAUUAUCUGGUUGGCGUUUUUUGUUGGGUUUGUGUUUCCAGUUUUUACAGUGGGAUUAAAAUGCAGCAUUUUCUCUGUGUGAAAUUGGUGUGAUUUUAAAGUGCUCUGUAUUGAACCAUCUUUGGCCUUUUACAGUAUAUAAAAACAGCUGAUUGUUGCUUCUCUGAAUAUUCAGGUCAUUCAGUAUACAAACUUUACAACUUCAUAACAUGUGAAGAGCAGUUCAGUUGUGGAUUAAGGUAAUUUGUCAUUUAGUGGGAAAAUAGCUAUGAUUUUAACCCAUUUUAAAAUAUUAAUCUCGUGGACAACUUUCUGGAUUGUCAAUUUUCGAAUAUGAACGUUAGAUGUUACAUAUGCAUGCUUAAUCAUGUCAGACAAAGAUGUUUGUAAAUUUCAGGGACUUAAGUAGAGGCUGUGCCUUUAAAGACUGGAAAAGUCCUGGCUGUGGGUUAAACUGACCUGUCAUGUAUUUUUGAGUUCUUAAAGGGGGGGUGAAAUGCUCAUUUUCACUCAAUAUAGUACAUAUACAGUAGUACAUAUAGAGUAGUACUGCAUCCUUCAUAACUCCAAAAAGUCUUUAGUUUUAUUAUAUUCAUAA